This is a messenger RNA of Truncatella angustata, 951 nucleotides long. RefSeq lists its product as uncharacterized. NCBI's taxonomy places the organism in Eukaryota, Fungi, Ascomycota, Sordariomycetes, Amphisphaeriales, Sporocadaceae. The coding region runs from base 177 to 866 and encodes 229 amino acids. The transcript has a single exon. The record is from RefSeq and is a predicted model, not a curated record.
ACUAUUUGACGAUUGAUUCGAGUACUGCUGUAAAUACGACCACCAGCACAAUUGGGCCUGAUUAGAAGUUGGCGCAGGACCACCUAAGGUCGAGGUCAGUACACCCUCCGCGCCUUCGAUCGCUACAGGCCCACGAAGCAGAAGAAGAGAAAGAAGAAGAGAAAGAAGAAGAAAAAAUGUGUCGACGAGUUUUCACUCAUCGAAUGCAUCAUGACGUACGGCAGCCCAUGACGAUCCCUCAUGGCGUCUGUGGUGCCAGGGCAGGUAUAUAUGCUAAUCCCUUACGGACGGUUUACCACCGUUGCGAGCUGAGCAUCCGAAAGCAUGCGCAUGCUUGGGUAUUGAAUCUCCCCAUUCGCGACUGCGAGUUUCACAGCUGCUGCAUUGUACUAGAAGAUUUCAUUCCAUGCGAAGAAGGUGAGUCUGAGUUGUUGGGCGACGGUUUUGAGCCAGAGCUGUGCCUCCAUUUCGCGCUAGAGCAUCGCCACGAACAGCUUGAAAUGUGGUGUCUAGGGGGCCCUUGCGACAGUCGUACGUGCGUUCGCGCCAUGUGCAACGUCGAGCCGGUAGUCACUUGGCGAGAGCUCGACGAAAUCGAAUACGAAGACAAUUGGGAUCCUGAGUAUAACCGGGGCGAGGAGGCGCGAGCGAGAUGGGAACAGCGCCUCUUUACACAUAUGGAGAGACUGAAUAUACUCAUGGCAGAUCAAGCAAUACAUAUAGCAGUAUUACAUGACAUCAUGAGAGGUCAGUCUGCUGACAGUACAGCCUUGGCGACCGCUGCGCGGAACACUUUGCGAGUGAAGGACAAAGUCAAACUACGGCUGUACUCAAUAGCUCAUGAGCUCACCUGGGCGAGGCAUUGACAAAUGAUGGUCAAAAAUAUUGACCAGAUUACGCCAAUGACAUGUGUUCAUUGACAACGGUAGAAGAUAUAUGUAGGUAGCAUAG